Gastrolobium bilobum is the source of this 2082-nucleotide messenger RNA. RefSeq names its product calcium/calmodulin-regulated receptor-like kinase 1. Gene Ontology annotation, biological process: protein phosphorylation. Gene Ontology annotation, molecular function: protein kinase activity; ATP binding. NCBI's taxonomy places the organism in Eukaryota, Viridiplantae, Streptophyta, Magnoliopsida, Fabales, Fabaceae. The transcript is spliced from 8 exons. The record is from RefSeq and is a predicted model, not a curated record. Bases 691 to 1974 code for a protein of 427 amino acids.
UAUAUGCUUUUGUUCUCUUUCAGCUUCCUUCUAGGAUUCUCAUUCACACUCGCUUUGCUUUUUGGUCCCUUCUCCCUCCUACACUUUUAGUUUUGUUAUAUUGUUGUCUUUUUUUUCUUCUUCCUAUUAACUGGUAAGUUUCUCAUAAAUCUGAACUUGCUCGUUUUUUUGUUUGAAGUCCAGUAAAAUUUGGCGGGUAGAAAACAGAUUUGUACAUCUAAGUAAAGGAUUUAAUUGAAUUGCAUUUUUGUUAGCUUUUGGGUACCCUUCUUCUUCCCUAUUUUGGGUCUCUGGUGUUGAGAAAUGCACUCUUUGUUCUGUAUAAUUGUGAUUUUUGUAAAUUGACUUUUUGGGUAGUCAUGAUGGGUUGUUGUGUUAACUGGUAAGUCAUUAUUCAUCUGUUCCUAUAAAAUUUUCUCGGUUGUCCAACUCAGUAAUGCCAAGCUCUAGCUUUAAUUUUACAGAGAGUAAUUGUGAUUAUGAAUGAUGUAUGCUCCUAUGUGUGUUUUUGAACUUUCAGGUGACUUCUGUGAAUUACUUUGAAAUUUAGAGUAAUAGCUUACUCUUAUGGACCAAGUAACAUGAUUAACUAUUACUAGUGAUAUGUUUUUUACCAUGAUUUGUUCUGAUGUACCUUUUGGCAGGCUUGUCAAUGGAUUGGAUGAUCAAUAGGGAAUAUCAAAUAAGGAGAUGAAAGAGGAGUCAACAGGACUGAUUAUUGGGGUUUCCAUAGGUGUGGUUAUUGGAGUUGUUUUAGCAAUUUUUGCACUCUUCUGCCAUAGGUUGCAUCGAAAUCGUUCACAGAUAGGCAAUAGCAGUUCCAGGAGGGCUGCAACCAUACCCAUCCGCACAAAUGGUGCUGAUUCUUGUACUAUUCUAUCAGACUCAACCUUAGGUCCAGAAUCUCCUGUAAAAUCAGGACGGAAUGACAUGUCCUUCUGGCAUGAUGGGUCUAGGAAGAGUAACAUGGUUUCAGCAUCUGGACUACCUGAAUAUGCAUACAAGGAUUUGCAGAAGGCAACACAUGAUUUUACAACAGUCAUAGGACAAGGUGCAUUUGGUCCUGUUUAUAAAGCUCAGAUGCCUACUGGCGAGACUGUUGCAGUUAAAGUUCUUGCAACUAAUUCUAAGCAAGGGGAGAAAGAAUUUCAAACAGAGGUUAUGUUGCUGGGAAGGUUACACCAUAGAAAUCUGGUUAAUUUGAUCGGAUAUUGUGCAGAAAAGGGGCAACAUAUGCUUGUAUAUGUCUACAUGAGUAAGGGUAGCUUGGCUUCCCACUUGUAUAGUGAUGUGAAUGAAGCACUGAGCUGGGAUUUGAGGGUUCAAAUAGCUUUAGAUGUGGCAAGAGGCUUGGAGUAUCUUCAUGACGGAGCAGUUCCUCCUGUAAUCCAUCGAGAUAUCAAAUCUUCCAAUAUUCUAUUGGACCAAUCCAUGCUAGCCAGGGUUGCUGAUUUUGGACUUUCUAGAGAAGAGAUGGUGGAUAAACAUGUAGCUCUUCGGGGUACCUUUGGCUAUCUUGACCCCGAGUAUAUAUCUUCAGGGAAAUUCACCAAGAAAAGUGAUGUAUACAGUUUUGGGGUGUUGCUCUUUGAAAUUAUAGCCGGCAGAAACCCUCAGCAGGGUCUAAUGGAAUACGUUGAGCUUGCAGCAAUGAAUAAUGAGGAAAAAGUUGGUUGGGAGGAAAUUGUGGAUUCUCGCCUUGAAGGAAACUUUGAUGUUCAAGAACUGAAUGAGGUAGCAGCCAUUGCCUACAAAUGCAUCAACCGCGCCCCAAGGAAGCGCCCUUAUAUGAGGGACAUAGUGCAAGUGUUAACAAGUAUCCUUAAGUCAAGGCACCAUAGGCAUUAUCAUCACAAGAACUCCUUGUCAAGCAUAGCAGAUGAAGUUUGCAUUGAUCCUAAUCAGCCAGAAACCAAGAUUCCUCACCAGAGAGAAGAAUCUAUUGAUAGUGCAGCAGAUACAUAUGAAGUGUAGAAUAUGAAAUGAUAUUCCAAAAUUUGUAUAUUAGUACUUUCACCAAUGAAAGUGAAGUUAUAGAAGAGAAAGGUACCUUCCAUUCACAUGAGCUGGCUACAUUUAUUU